AUGGGCUCCGCAUCCUUGGAAAAGCUUUGGGAAUGCUGCUUGUUAAACGCGCUGCUGGGGGGAAGGGGGAAAAUCCUUCUUUCCCUCCUGGUGCGGCAGGAGGACCCGGAGACGGCGCCACGCGCACCCCAGCCCAUGUCGCCCUCUGACUUCCUCGACAAGCUCAUGGGACGCACGUCGGGCUACGACGCCCGCAUCCGGCCCAAUUUCAAAGGUGAGAGCCGGGGGCACGCGGGGCUCCCGUGGGCGGACUAUCGCGUGAACGUCUUCCUGCGGCAGCAGUGGAACGACCCGCGCCUGGCUUACCGCGAGUACCCCGACGACUCCCUCGACCUCGACCCCUCCAUGCUCGACUCCAUCUGGAAGCCCGACCUGUUCUUCGCCAACGAGAAAGGCGCCAACUUCCACGAGGUCACCACUGACAACAAGCUGCUGCGCAUCUUCAAGAACGGCAACGUGCUCUACAGCAUCAGGCUGACGCUGAUCCUCUCCUGCCCCAUGGACCUCAAGAACUUCCCCAUGGAUAUCCAGACGUGCACCAUGCAGCUGGAGAGCUUUGGCUACACCAUGAACGACCUCAUCUUCGAGUGGCUGGAGGAGCAGGAGGCCGUGCAGGUGGCCGAGGGUUUGACGCUGCCGCAGUUCAUCCUGCGCGAGGAGAAGGACCUGGGCUACUGCACCAAGCACUACAACACAGGCCAGUUCACCUGCAUCGAAGUGAGGUUCCACCUGGAGCGGCAGAUGGGCUACUACCUGAUCCAGAUGUACAUCCCGAGCCUGCUCAUCGUCAUCCUCUCCUGGGUCUCCUUCUGGAUCAACAUGGAGGCGGCGCCGGCGCGCGUGGGGCUGGGCAUCACCACCGUGCUCACCAUGACCACGGCAGCGCAUGGUUGUCCUCCUGCCAAAAGUGUGUCCUGCACCCCGUGCCUGUAA
Molecule: messenger RNA, 933 nt
Organism: Tinamus guttatus (white-throated tinamou)
Lineage: Eukaryota; Metazoa; Chordata; Aves; Tinamiformes; Tinamidae
Source: RefSeq, a predicted model, not a curated record